AAAAUCUGCGUUGACUAUACUUCAGAAAAAGAUGCGAUUCGGUUUUGCUGUGCUUUUCACCUGUGUGUUUAUACAUGUAUCUUAUGCUGACCGAACAUUGAGAGUUAAGUGUGAUGCAAAGGAAAACAUCACUCUGACGGAGCGAAUUAAUGAACUUCAUGAAUCGUUUUACAUGCUGCCAUUCUUUAGAAACAGUAAUAACUUCAUUACUAACGGCUCUGACUUUCACCAAAAUGUACACGCUAAAACUGUCCAGCUCGCUAAAAGGAAGAGUGAUCUUUUGUGUAAAACUCAGAAAGGCAAGAAGAGAGGCAAUAAACUACGGAGAGCAUCAACGUGUCCAUGGCAUUACGUGUUGAAUGUUGACAAUCAGAGAAUCCCAACUAUAUUGUUUGAAGCUCGGUGCAAUUGCGCUCAUAGAUGCCUGGGAGGUAUGGCUAACUCUAGAUGUGAACCGAUUAACUACUACUAUCACGUGUAUAGGAAAGUGGAAGAAGAUAAAUAUGGGUUUUGUACUUAUCGUGAAACGUUAGAGGCCAUCAGUGUUGGAUGUACAUGUAUUCACCAUCCGAAAGAUAGACCCGUCACCUCACUCUAAUGGAACAGUAAUCGCAUGUGCAUUACUUUUAUAAAGUCGAUUAAAAAAUAAAUAAUAAAAUG
Molecule: messenger RNA, 660 nt
Organism: Ruditapes philippinarum (Manila clam)
Lineage: Eukaryota; Metazoa; Mollusca; Bivalvia; Venerida; Veneridae
Product: interleukin-17B-like
Exons: 1
Coding region: 32-598 (188 amino acids)
Cellular component (GO): extracellular region
Molecular function (GO): cytokine activity
Source: RefSeq, a predicted model, not a curated record